Messenger RNA from Periophthalmus magnuspinnatus, 1140 nucleotides. It is a transcript of the gene or55e1, whose product is annotated as odorant receptor, family 55, subfamily E, member 1. Gene Ontology annotation, biological process: G protein-coupled receptor signaling pathway. The coding region runs from base 1 to 1140 and encodes 379 amino acids. Gene Ontology annotation, cellular component: membrane. The transcript has 3 exons. The record is from RefSeq and is a predicted model, not a curated record. NCBI's taxonomy places the organism in Eukaryota, Metazoa, Chordata, Actinopteri, Gobiiformes, Gobiidae. Gene Ontology annotation, molecular function: G protein-coupled receptor activity; olfactory receptor activity.
AUGUUGAACCAGUCAGACUUUCAGUUCCUGGCAUUCCCAUUCCUGCUGUGGCAGCGCAGCCUGAUCGCUCUGCCGCUAGUCUUAGUCUUAGGACUUGUGAUAGUGGCAAAUGGCUGUCUGCUGCUGGUUGUCAUCCACGUGGAGGCUUUGUGGAGUCCCAUGUACAUCCUGGUGGGGGCGCUGUGUCUGGUGGACAUGCUCUCUUCUCUGGUCAUCGUCCCAAAUGCUCUUCUAGUCCUGCUAAACCCCACCCACAGCAUCUCAUUGGCCGAGUGUCUGACGCAGAUGUUCCUGACACACUUCCUGUCGUCACUGGAGUCUACACUUCUCCUCGCCAUGGCACUGGAUCGCUACAUGGCCAUCUGCCACCCACUCAAGUACAGACAGCUGGUGGGCCGCUCGUUCUUCCUGACCCUCUUCCUCUUCACUCUGGUUCGGAGUGGUUCUGUCAUGGCGGUCCUGGUGGCGUUGGCUGGCUCUCUGGACUUCUGUGGCGGUCGCGUCAUCGAGCACCUGUACUGCGACCACAUGGCGCUGGUACGGUUGGGCUGUGGCGACACAGGGGCCAGUCGAGGGGCAGGUGUGGCCGUGAUCGUGUGCUUCGUGGGUCUGGACAUCCCCAUUAUCCUUCUGUCGUACCUGCAGAUCUUGGUGGUGGUGCAUCGUGCGAGGGAGGACAGGUGGAAGGCUCUGCACACCUGUGGUACUCACCUGAUAGUUCUCUUGGUGUUUUACCUGGUGGGCACGGUCGCGUUCCUUUCCCACACUCUACAGCUGAGCCUCUCCGCGGACCUGAACACUCUCAUGGGUCUGGUUUAUAUCCUGCUGCCCGCUGCGGUUAACCCGAUCAUCUACGGCGUCCGCACCGCCGAGAUCCAACAAGGGUUCAACCAGGUCUUUGGUCGGGUUUAUGGGGUCUGGACCAGAACUCAAAGGAUCUCAAGCAUCAAAUUAAUGAUGGCGCUAAAUCACUCUAGUGUAGUAUCUGAUUGGCUGACGCUGCACAUCAAAUGCCAAAAGUUCAGCUUUUUCAACUCUGGCGUCUGUCACUUUGGACACCGCAAAAACGCAGGGCGGCCCAGACCUACGUCCACCAUAGACUUUGCAUGUAAACCCAACGCCCCUGACGCCCCAGUGUGA